Sciurus carolinensis (gray squirrel) is the source of this 519-nucleotide messenger RNA. RefSeq names its product tRNA-splicing endonuclease subunit Sen15-like. Bases 1 to 519 code for a protein of 172 amino acids. The transcript is spliced from 3 exons. NCBI's taxonomy places the organism in Eukaryota, Metazoa, Chordata, Mammalia, Rodentia, Sciuridae. Gene Ontology annotation, biological process: tRNA splicing, via endonucleolytic cleavage and ligation. The record is from RefSeq and is a predicted model, not a curated record. Gene Ontology annotation, molecular function: nucleic acid binding.
AUGACUGUCAGCAUCGUUACUGUGAAUGUUACUGUGGUCCUUAUGAACAAGCAAAGUGGUAACAAAUUACCGUGGGAUUGUUGCCGCUGGCCGCGACAGCCAACUCCCUGCUGUAGCGGUCUGGACUUGGGCGGUGUUGGUAAUGGUGACGGCGCUCACAAGUGGACACCGCAGGAUGCCUGGAUAAGUAUCCACCCUAAGUAUUUAGAAAGGAUGGAAUUAAAUACAGGAGAUGCCACUCAAGUUUAUAUAGCAUUCUUGGUUUACCUGGAUCUCAUGGAGAGUAAAAGUUGGUUUGAAGUAACUGUGGGAUUACCUGAACUCCAGCUCAUCUGCCUGGCUGGUACUGAGACAGAAGGGGAAAGGUUACAGACCGUGUUGCCUACACCCAUCUCUGCUUCUCUCAGCCAUCACAGAAUAUUCCCCUUGGAAGAUGACAUCUGCACUUCUCAACCCUUUAUUCAUAAAAGAUUGGAUUUGAGACCCAUCCACCUGCUUUUUCUUUUAUCUCCGAGAUAG